Messenger RNA from Eimeria mitis, 330 nucleotides. RefSeq lists its product as uncharacterized. The transcript is spliced from 3 exons. NCBI's taxonomy places the organism in Eukaryota, Apicomplexa, Conoidasida, Eucoccidiorida, Eimeriidae. The record is from RefSeq and is a predicted model, not a curated record. Bases 1 to 330 code for a protein of 109 amino acids.
AUGGAUGCCGAGAGGAAGAGUGAUAAGGCGGUGAAGCUUGAACAGGAGUUACAGAACAAGGACUUCGAAGCUGAGCAACUCCGCCGAGAGCUUGAGGAUGAGCGUGAGCAGCAAACACUUCAAGAGGAACGCCACAGGCAGGAGACUAAGGAACUACGUCGGGAACUGGCAGAACAGCGCGAAACCAACCAGCGACUGAGUGCCCUCUACCACUCUCGAGUAAUGGAUGAAGACGAUGGAUAUCGCUUUGGCGUGCGCCGCAGCAAGCACAGCGCAGUUGGCUUAAACGACCAACCUCGUUGCUUUGGAAACAAGUGCACUAUCAUGUAA